This is a messenger RNA of Suricata suricatta (meerkat), 2566 nucleotides long. Its product is annotated as 2'-5'-oligoadenylate synthase-like protein. The record is from RefSeq and is a predicted model, not a curated record. The transcript has 6 exons. Gene Ontology annotation, cellular component: cytosol; nucleoplasm; membrane. NCBI's taxonomy places the organism in Eukaryota, Metazoa, Chordata, Mammalia, Carnivora, Herpestidae. Gene Ontology annotation, biological process: regulation of ribonuclease activity; defense response to virus; negative regulation of viral genome replication. Gene Ontology annotation, molecular function: double-stranded RNA binding; protein binding; nucleotidyltransferase activity. The coding region runs from base 1 to 1542 and encodes 513 amino acids.
AUGGCACGGACCCCAGAGCUGUAUGACACCCCUGCCUCCCGGCUGGACUCCUACGUGGCUCAGUGGCUGCAGCCCAGCCGCGAGUGGAAAGAGGAGGUCCUGGAGGCUGUGCAGACCGUGCAAAAGUUCCUGAGGGAAGAGCACUUUGAGGGGGAGCAUGGACUGGACCAAGAAGUGCGGGUGCUGAAGGUGGUCAAGGUGGGCUCCUUUGGGAACGGUACAGUGCUCAGGAGCACCGCGGAACUGGUGGUGUUCCUGAGCUGUUUCCACAGCUUUCAGGAGGAGGCCAAGCACCACCAAGCCAUUCUGAGUCUGAUAUGGAAAAAGCUGUGGGGUUGCCAGGACCUGCUGGCCCUCGGGCUCGAGGACAUGGAAAUAGUCCAAGGAGUCCCCGAUGCUCUCGUCUUCACCAUCCAGACCAGGAAGACCGCAGAGCUCGUCACUGUCACCAUCAUGCCUGCCUAUAGGGCCCUAGGGUCUUCUGUUUCCACAUCUCAGCCGCAGCCUGAGGUCUACGUGAGUCUGAUUGAGACCCACGGUUACCCAGGAAAUUUCUCCCCAUCCUUCAGCGAGCUGCAGAGAAACUUCGUGAAACAUCAGCCAACAAAACUGAAAAGUCUUCUGCGGCUGUUAAAACACUGGUACCAGCAGUACGUGAAAGCCAAGUGCCCAAGGGCUGCGCUGCCCCCUGUCUAUGCUCUUGAGCUGCUGACCAUCUAUGCCUGGGAGAUGGGUACUAAGGAGGAAGAGAGCUUCCGGCUGGACGAGGGCUUCACCACUGUGAUGGAACUGCUCCAGGAGUACCAGCUCCUCUGCAUCUACUGGACCAAAUACUACACAUUCCAGAACGCAGUCAUCAAGGGCUUCAUCAGAAAACAGCUCAAAAGAGACAGGCCCAUCAUCCUGGACCCGGCGGACCCCACCCACAAUGUGGCGGAAGGGUACAGAUGGGAUAUCGUUGCUCAGAGGGCCUCCCAGUGCCUGAAACAGAACUGUUGCUAUGACAACAGGGAGAAUCCAGUCCCCAGCUGGAUUGUGGAGAGGGCACGAGACAUCCAAGUGACAGUGGAACAGUGGGGUUACUCAGAUUUGACCCUCAGGGUGAACCCUUAUGAGCCCAUAAAGAAGGUUAAAGAGAAGAUCUGGCAGAGCCGGGGUUAUUUGGGCCAAUACCAUCUGUCCUUUCAGGACCCUGAUGGGAAGCGACAACUGCUCAAUAGCCGGUGCUCCUUUGCCUAUUAUGGUAUCUUCUCCAACAUCCACAUCCAUCUGAUGGAGACCAUCUCCCCUGAGAUCCAGGUCUUUGUGAGGCAUUCCAAUGGUGGGAGCCACACCUACACCACUGACCCCAAAAGCUUCAUCUUGGGCCUAAAGCAGCAGAUUGAAGAUAAGCAAGGGCUGCCCAGAAAGCAGCAGCUGCUGGAGUUCCAAGGCCAAGUCCUGCAGGAUUGGUUGUCUUUGUGGAGCUAUGGUAUCCGAAACGGUGACACCCUCCUCCUCUCCAAGAAGAGGGCUGGAAAGUUUCCUUUUCCGCCCAGCUAAUCCAGGACUCAGCAUAUCAGCCACUCCUUCCGGCUCUCUUCUGUAGAGCUCCCACGUCUUCACCAGCUUUGCAAAUAGUGAGCCUCGCCCCGCCAGUGGGGAAGUGAGGAGGGAUGAGAGACACGUGCUAUACCAUGGACAGUGGCCAGACCAUACAGGACAGUAGAAUUCUGACCCGCAGCCUCUGCAGUCCCCUAGCCCAGGAAGCCAAACCACCCCCUCUGUAGCAAGCAACCCCAAAUCGUCAAGACUUGGUCGAUCACUGCCAGCUUCCCUAAUUCUAUCUCACUUCCAACGUAGACCCAAACAGAAAAAUCCAGAUAAGACCCCUGACCAAUCACAUAGGAGGCCCUGUUUCUAAUUAGCUGCCUACCACUUCUACAUGCCAACAGCUUCAAUCAGAGUGUACCUGAAGCCUUCCCAUUUUUUCUGCUAUAAAGCUUUCCCUGUCUUGGAGUCUCGAAAGUUUACAAGGGAUGGUGGCUGACUUUCUUGCAGUAACAAGUUGGAAAUAAAUAACCUUUGUUUAUUCUCUUUGGGGGGAUCUUCAUCUCUUUCUAUGGGUGCUGAUGCUGUUCUUGCUUAAUCACUUGAGCCUCCUACCUCUGGGAGGUAAAGACUGCAGGGAACCUGAGACAGAGAGAGACAAAGUCCAGGACAGCAAGGACAAUGAAGUGUACAACAGUCCCUUCAACUCUGGAGGCGCACACACAAACAGUACAUAAUGGCCCAAGGACUUCAGGAAAAUAACAGUAUCUUUAUCAUCAGAGGAUAUCAUGUGACCAGGUUUACUCCAAUCAACCAGUAAAAAGUUUCCUUUUUCCUCUUCCCCUUUGCCCUGGUUUCUGAUGGACUACUCCCUUGCUAUAGAGUAUCAGAUGUACUUUAUGAUUGGAUCUCAACAGCCCCUGAGCAAUUUAUCAAUAGUAACCUAUUCCCUGCCAUUUUUUGCCUUAAGGGACAGAAUGUGUGCCUCCUUUCCAUAGGGUAGCCAGGCUAGUCCGCCCAUCUUUUAUCCUCGAUA